AUGUUGACUGCGCAACCGGCCAAGAAGGCGGCCCAAUGCCUACCACGUGCUCGCCGAUUCUCUUCCACUCCAGCACCAGCAGCUGUUUCACCAUAUCGACGAGCAACUCAGGCAGCACCACCUCAAGCACAACAAGCAGCGAGGCGCAAUGUAUCAGACACCGCGAAACGAUCAGCUCAAGCUGCGGCGGCAGCAAUGCCGCAGCGAACUAUGCCUAGUCCCGCCUUCAACCGCGAUGAUACCAGAUACCGGGACGUUCAGCCAUUGCAACCAUUCCGGCAGCCCGAGAUGGAUCACAGCUUUGUGGGAAUGACGGGCGGUCAGAUAUUCCACGAGAUGAUGCUACGGCAAGGUGUCAAGCAUGUUUUCGGCUACCCGGGAGGAGCCAUUCUCCCUGUCUUUGAUGCGAUCUACAACAGUAAACACUUCGAGUUCAUCUUGCCCCGUCAUGAACAAGGCGCAGGACAUAUGGCAGAAGGCUAUGCCAGGGCUUCAGGCAAGCCUGGCGUUGUCCUCGUGACGUCUGGACCAGGCGCUACGAACGUCAUUACGCCGAUGCAGGAUGCCCUGAUGGACGGCACACCCAUGGUCGUCUUCUCUGGACAAGUCGUCACAUCCGCCAUUGGUUCAGAUGCAUUCCAAGAGGCAGACAUUGUGGGCAUUUCGAGGGCAUGCACAAAGUGGAAUGUCAUGGUCAAGAACGUUGCAGAGCUACCACGCCGCAUCAACGAAGCAUUCGAGAUCGCAACAUCUGGCAGACCUGGCCCGGUAUUGGUCGAUCUGCCGAAGGACGUCACAGCCAGCAAGCUUACUCGACCUAUUCCAAUGACCUCGACCCUGCCAUCUCACCCGUCUGCAGCAACUGUGGCAGCCCGCGAGCUUGCAUCGAAGCAGCUUGAUGGCAGCAUCCGACGCUCUGCAAACCUCAUCAACAUUGCGAAGAAGCCUGUUAUUUACGCCGGUCAGGGUGUCCUUGGUCAUCCAGAUGGCCCGAAGCUACUUAGGGAACUUUCCGACAAGGCGCAGAUCCCGGUGACGACAACAUUGCAAGGUUUGGGAGGCUUUGACGAACUAGAUCCGAAGUCUUUGCACAUGCUCGGCAUGCACGGCUCAGCGUAUGCCAACAUGGCUAUGCAGGAAGCGGAUCUCAUCAUUGCGCUCGGUGCGCGCUUUGACGAUCGCAUCACAGGAGCCAUAGCGCGCUUCGCACCUCAAGCCAGGAAGGCGGCCGAAGAAGGCCGUGGCGGCAUUAUCCAUUUCGACAUUAUGCCGAAGAACAUCAACAAAGUCGUGCAAGCCACUCAGGCUGUAGAGGGAGACGUUACAACCAAUCUGGGGCUCAUGAUGCCUCACAUCGAGGCAAAGACGCCAUCUGAUAGGAAAGAGUGGUUCGGACAGAUCGAUGCCUGGAAGCAGCGGUUCCCGUGGGCAUUCGAGAGAGAAGACGGCCCAGACGCCUUGAUCAAGCCUCAAACUGUCGUCACCAUGCUUUCAGACCUCACUGCGGACCGGAAGGAAAACACCAUCAUCUGCACUGGCGUCGGCCAGCACCAGAUGUGGGCUGCGCAGCACUACCGUUGGCGAACACCGCGCUCAAUGAUCACGUCCGGCGGUCUUGGCACGAUGGGUUACGGCUUGCCGGCAUCAAUUGGUGCAAAAGUCGCCGCGCCCGAGAAGUUGGUCGUUGACAUCGACGGCGACGCUUCGUUCUUGAUGACGCAGACGGAGCUUAGCACGGCAGCGGAAUUCAACAUCGGCGUCAAGGUCCUGGUGUUGAACAACGAGGAGCAAGGCAUGGUCACUCAAUGGCAAUCCUUGUUCUACAGUGACCGCUUCGCGCACACGCAUCAGCGCAACCCGGACUUUGUGAAGUUGGCCGAGGCGAUGAGAGUACCUGCGCGACGGACGACGAAGCUGGCGACUCUGGAAGAUGAUUUGAAGUGGCUGAUUGAGGGUUCGGGAGAGGGCCCGGCGUUCCUCGAGGUUGUGACGGAUCAGAAGGUGCCGGUUUUGCCUAUGGUGCCUGGUGGAAGCGCUCUGCAUGAGUUCCUUGUGUACGAUGCAGUGAAGGAGAAGGAGCGGAGACAGAGGACCAGAGAAAGAUCUGGCAGGUAA
This is a messenger RNA of Baudoinia panamericana UAMH 10762, 2115 nucleotides long. RefSeq lists its product as uncharacterized. Lineage: Eukaryota; Fungi; Ascomycota; Dothideomycetes; Mycosphaerellales; Teratosphaeriaceae. The transcript is spliced from 2 exons. Gene Ontology annotation, biological process: L-valine biosynthetic process. Bases 1 to 2115 code for a protein of 704 amino acids. The record is from RefSeq and is a predicted model, not a curated record. Gene Ontology annotation, molecular function: thiamine pyrophosphate binding; magnesium ion binding; acetolactate synthase activity. Gene Ontology annotation, cellular component: mitochondrion; acetolactate synthase complex.